Messenger RNA from Zychaea mexicana, 1026 nucleotides. RefSeq names its product thiamine diphosphate-binding protein. NCBI's taxonomy places the organism in Eukaryota, Fungi, Mucoromycota, Mucoromycetes, Mucorales, Lichtheimiaceae. Gene Ontology annotation, biological process: pyruvate decarboxylation to acetyl-CoA. Gene Ontology annotation, molecular function: pyruvate dehydrogenase (acetyl-transferring) activity. The transcript is spliced from 5 exons. The record is from RefSeq and is a predicted model, not a curated record. Bases 1 to 1026 code for a protein of 341 amino acids.
AUGUCUAUAUUGAAAUACAAAAAUCAAAAGAUGACCGUGCGUGAUGCUUUGAACCAAGCUCUGGAGGAAGAACUGUUGCGCGACGAAAAGGUGUACAUCCUUGGUGAAGAAGUUGCCCAGUAUAACGGUGCCUACAAGGUCACCAAGGGAUUGUUGGACAAGUUCGGAUCAAAGCGAGUCAUUGACACCCCUAUCACCGAGAUGGGUUUUGCCGGUCUGGCUGUUGGCUCGGCCAUGAGUGGCCUCAAGCCUGUCUGUGAAUUCAUGACCUUCAACUUUGCCAUGCAGGCUAUCGAUCAAAUCGUCAACUCUGCCGCAAAGACUCACUACAUGUCUGGCGGUACCGUCAAGGUCCCCAUCGUGUUCCGUGGUCCCAACGGUGCUGCUGCCGGUGUUGCCGCCCAGCACUCGCAGUGCUAUGCCGCAUGGUACGGCUCUGUGCCUGGCCUGAAGGUUGUCUCGCCAUGGAACUCGGAAGACGCCAAGGGUCUUUUGAAGGCCGCCAUUCGCGACCCCAACCCUGUCGUUGUCCUUGAGAACGAGUUGGAGUACGGUGUCUCCCACCCCAUGUCCGCCGAGGCCCUCUCCAACGACUUUGUCUUGCCCAUCGGCAAGGCCAAGGUCGAGCGCGAGGGUAAGGAUAUCACCAUCGUCUCACACUCGCGCUCCGUCGGUUUCUCCAUCAAGGCCGCCGAGGAGUUGGCCAAGAGCGGUAUCUCUGCCGAAGUCAUCAACUUGCGCACCAUCCGUCCCCUCGAUGUGGACACCAUUGCCCAGUCGAUCAAGAAGACCCACCGUAUCGUCACUGUGGAAGGUGGCUGGGCCUCCUUUGGCGUUGGCUCUGAGAUCGCUGCUCAGGUCAUGGAAUCUGACGCUUUCGACUACUUGGAUGCCCCCAUGGUUCGCGUCGCUGGUGCCGAUGUCCCCACCCCCUAUGCAAAGAACCUUGAAGACUUUGCCUUCCCUGAUGACAAGGUCAUUGUCAAGACUGUUAGAGACGUUUUGGACAAGAAGAUUGGCGCAUAA